AAAUUUGAUGGAUAAGAUUUGGUUCGAAUCCGAUUCGAUCCGUUUUCACUUUUCAGCCCUAAAAUUUUGGAUGACCGGAGUGCGCAGAGAGCUUAUCCUUCACUCAUCACGUAUUCCCUCCAAAAUUUGCAACCGUCUGAAACCAUGAACGCUUGCAUUGGGUUUGGUUCUGCUUCUGCUUUCAUCCUGCAACCUAUCAAAAUUCCCACCUCCCAGAGACCCAUCCUUAUCAGAAAUCCGAGAAACCUAACCUUAAUUUGCAGAGCUGAAUCCAAGCCCAGCAACCCCAGCAGGAGAAAUGACAUGGGAGGCAACAAACCCACACGCAGAAACCCCAGGAAAUCAUCGUAUGGAAGUUCUAGAAGGUCGAUUCUGAAGAAAUCAUUCACUCAGGAGCAGGUUAUUUUCACCAAAUCAGUCCCAGAAGACCCUGUUGUUGCGAUCAUCGGUGGAGGGCUUUCGGGAUUAGCAUGCGCCCUCAGUCUGGAGAAACGGGGAAUUCGCUCUACGGUAUUCGAUACGGGGCUUCAUGGGUUGGGUGGAAGAAUGGCUACAAGAGCAAUUGAUCCUCAGCCUUUGAUCUUUGACCAUGCAGCUCAGUUCUUUACGGUAGGUGAUUCUCGAUUUGCUGAGUUGGUUAAUGGAUGGUUGGAGAAGGGUUUGGUUCGGCAGUGGCAAGGUCCAAUUGGAGAGCUCGAAGCCGGUGGUUGUUUUGUUCCACUUCCAUCCUUAUCUCCAAGAUAUAUAGGUGUUAAUGGGAUGCGUCCCCUUGCAGAUUCAAUUCUAUCUGAGACUUCUAUGGUUAACAUGGUGAGGCCUUGCUGGAUAAGUAAACUUGAGCCGUUUAAUGGGAUGUGGCACUUAAGUGAGAAUGGGAAACCUCGUGGGCAGUUUGAUGCAAUUGUUAUUGCACACAAUGGAAAAUGCGCAAACCGCUUGCUUGCUUCAUCGGGGUUACCACUUAUAGCAAGACAAAUGAAGAAGCUUGAACUCAGUUCCAUCUGGGCCCUACUUGCAGCAUUCGAAGAUCCUCUUCCUACCCCUAAUAGCAGAAUUUCAACUGCUUUUGAAGGAGCUUUUGUAAAAGGGGUUGAUUCUGUUUCAUGGAUGGCAAACAACACAAAGAAACUAUUCCCUUCACAGAGCGGUGGCCCUCACUGUUGGACUUUCUUCAGCACUGCUGCUUAUGGAAAACGAAACAAAGUUCCACAGGAAAAUAUCCCAAAUGCCACAGCAGAGAAGGUGAUAGAAGGCAUGCUUGAGGGUGUUGAGAUUGCACUAGGAUUAUCAAAGGGAUCACUCACUAGACCUUUCUAUACCCGUGUUCAGUUAUGGGGUGCAGCUCUUCCAACUAAUAGUCCAGGAAUUCCUUGCGUCUUUGAUCCCCAAGGACGGGCUGGAAUAUGCGGUGACUGGCUACUAGGUUCAAGUUUAGAAGCUGCAGCUUUGAGUGGCAUGGCUCUUGCCAAUCAUAUUUCUGAUUACUUGCAAAGUGGUGGAUCCCGUCCAGAUGAAUUCGCCAUUGGUUUGCAUGAUGCAUUUCAGCCUAUUGAAGGCCAUGAUAUUGGGCAAUUUCCAGGCUUAGAAUUUAAAGAACAAGUAGCCGAGUUUCUGUCUUCUAAAACAUGAAUAUUAAAGCUGAGCAGAAAGUCUGAAAUUUUAACAGCUUCUAAAUCAACAAACAUAUGGUUGCUGCAGUAGUGGCAAGCGUCUAGUUCUCUCUCUAGAGCUUCUGAUGAAUGUUUUGCAAUAUCUGGAUUAGAUGUAUCCAACACAAUGAAAGUAGCUAAAGACAUAGCAUUGAUUUGAAGUUGGACAAGAAAAGGCGAAAUAUCAAAGGAAACAAAAGCUCAUUUGGUAGAAAGGAAUAAAGUCAAGAUUGUCCUACCCACUUGCUUCUUCAUACUUAAGAACCUUCAAAGAGCAUUCUGCAAUACGGUUCAUUCAAAAGCUGAUUCUAGUUUAUUUAAAGCAUUUGGUUGUGGUUCUGGGAUUGUAGAGUUCACUUGUAACAUGAUUUGUGGCUUUUGGGAAAUGUUUAAAAAUCGGAGUGCAGUACUGGUUGAACCUGGAAAACAGGAAUUGGUUUAUUGUAAACAACUAGAAACCUGUAGAUUAACUUUAAUCCGUAAAAAGAGAUUUUUCUGGUGCAA
Nelumbo nucifera (sacred lotus) is the source of this 2153-nucleotide messenger RNA. Lineage: Eukaryota; Viridiplantae; Streptophyta; Magnoliopsida; Proteales; Nelumbonaceae. The record is from RefSeq and is a predicted model, not a curated record.